AUGCGCUCUGUACUGGCCGUCAGCCUAUUCGGUCUUGCGGGACUCACCUUUGCAAGCCCGUUGCAAUCGCAUAGCGAACGUAGCGAAGUGCCUUCUGGGUUUGUCACGACUAAUGGCACAAGUUUUCAACUUGACGGGGAGCCAUUCGCUUUCGUGGGGACUAACUCAUUCUGGCUGCCUUUAUUAACGAGCGAGGAUGAUGUUCACAUGACCCUCGAGACGAUGGCCGCUGCUGGCGUCGAAGUCGUCCGGACAUGGGGUUUCAAUGCGAUAAAUGCCUCUGAGCUAGAGUUUGCAACUUCCACCAACUUGACUUACUAUCAAGUUUGGAAUAGUUCGGGCUGGACUCUAAACGAAGGACCACAGGGGCUCCAAAGGCUCGACUAUGUAGUCUCUGCAGCCGCUAUGCAUGAUAUAAGGCUUAUCAUAACGUUCACCAAUAAUUGGGUCGGGUAUGGCGGUGCAGAUCUCUACGUUAACUGGCUGGCAGGCGCCGGUGCCACACAUGAUACUUUCUUUACGGAUCCUACUAUUAUUUCCUCAUACCAGCAAUACGUGCAAACCAUUGUCAACCGUUACAAAGACUCCCCUACCGUAUUCGCGUGGGAGCUUAUGAACGAAGCACGGUGCACCAGCGAUCUGCUUGCCUCCAGUGCGGCUUGUCAUCCUGGCUCAGGAACUCUGGGUCUGUGGUAUCAGCAACAAUCUGACUACGUUCGCAGUCUCGACCCGUACCACAUGAUCACCACUGGUGGCGAAGGCGAAUUUUAUUGGGCACAGCCAGACGAAUACUGGUAUAAUGGCACCUUAGUCAGCGAUUACAACUUCAAUGGUGAAGCUGGGGAAGAUUUCGAAUGGACCCUCGGCCUACCGAAUAUCGACUUCGGCGUCUACCAUAUGUACCCUCAGACUUGGUACCCUGAACUGGAUUAUCCCGGCUCGAACUUCUCCGUGGAAGAAUGGGGUCUUGAUUGGAUCGAGGCUCAUGCCCUGACUGCACAAAUGGUCGGCAAGCCGAUUGUCAUCGAAGAAUUCGGAGCAACCGGACUUGACAACAAGACAGCGAUCUAUCCAGCUUGGGUGCAGCGUACUUUGGACACCAAUCAUGCUGGAAUAAUGUGGUGGCAAUGGGGACAGUUAAACUUGACCGAAGAUGGAGGUAACCAAGCCUUUAAAUAUACGGAUGCUAUCGUCAACGGGGCUUCACCCAAUGACGGUUUCACCGUUUACACGAACCAGACAUCCGUAUUUGAUGUAUUUACGUGA
Gloeophyllum trabeum ATCC 11539 is the source of this 1266-nucleotide messenger RNA. Its product is annotated as glycoside hydrolase. Lineage: Eukaryota; Fungi; Basidiomycota; Agaricomycetes; Gloeophyllales; Gloeophyllaceae. The record is from RefSeq and is a predicted model, not a curated record. The coding region runs from base 1 to 1266 and encodes 421 amino acids. The transcript is spliced from 18 exons. Gene Ontology annotation, molecular function: hydrolase activity, hydrolyzing O-glycosyl compounds.